CCUGGUUACGGCGGCAGUCCUUGUUUGGACUGGGCGGGGCCUCGCCGCAGGCAGCCUGUCGCGCUCCUUAAAGGAAGUGAGUCACGCUGACGGCAGUGUUACGUUUCAGUUGCAGCAGCGACCGAACGAGGAAGCAACACGUGCUGACCAUAAUAACUCCAACGCAUCAGAACACCGAGCGACGAACACGUAGCGACGAGAAGAGACCAAAGAGUCGAAGGCGAUCAGCCAGCGCCGGUUUUUUUUCACCGAGACGAUCCGUUCCUCGUUCACAGUGUGAAUCAUGAAGCGGGAGGUGAACGCUGCAGUGGCCUACCUCCAGCGUAUGGUGGUGGCCCGUAGCAAUCUCGACGAGGCAGUGGCACAACUGUUUGCUGAGAAGCUACAGAAGCUGCUGUGCGACAAAUACAAUGACCACUGGUACCCUGACUGCCCCAGCAAAGGCCAGGCAUACAGGUGUAUCCGUAUAAAUAAUGGACAAGUGUGUGAUGAUGUGCUCUUACAAGCGUGCAAGGAGAUUGAGAUCACACCCAGUGAGCUUUGCCUGCCACCCGAGCUCACGCUGUGGAUUGACCCGAUGGAGGUGUGCGCGAGAUCUAAAGAGCACUAUCGGCCGUUCACAAUCGCCAGAUUCAACAAGGAGUCAGUGGGCGCUGGAACGCCGGAUCACACGUCCGACUAUCACUCCGCCACCUCUUCGUCCUGUAGUUCCACGUCAUCAAGUGACAACGAAGAGGAAGCAAAGGAUGGAGAGACGGGGCCAAAGAAGGUGGAGGCCGUCGCCACGCCGCCUGCGGCCGAAGCAGGCGUCUGCCCAGUAGCGAUGGUGCCCAGGAUUCGUAGGAGAUACGGAGAUGGACCAUACAGGACCAGAUGUUUCAGAAAUACGCUCUCUACCAGCAUCCACUACUACUACAACCAUGCCCCAGCUUGCCCCCAUUACAAGAAGGCCACCACAGUGUACCUCACCAUGUGCACGGCCCCGCCGCCGCCUCCACCCCAGCAGGUGUUCAGCUACUACAUCCUGCCGCAGCAGCCUCCGCAGUUCAUCAUGCCUCAAGCCUCUCUGCACCCAUGGGCACCUGUGAUGAAUUAGCGCUCGUACCUGCGUUUUUGAAGGUGGAUAGAGCACCUUCAACUGAGUCGUGUCACGAGAGACACAAAUUUUUAGCUAAAACCUGAGCCUGAUAGGGACCUCGAGCUGCCCAGUACAGUUUCGUUAGUAUUCGUUGAACAAACGAUAAAAGUAGUUUAGCUUAUAUUUACUUAUUGAUUGCCUGAUCGUGGCGCAGAUGCCAUUUUAUUUCUCUAACAAUCUUUUUGAUGAUUUUUUUCCGAACGCGUCGGGUUUGCACUGCUAAUGUUUUAAUUUAGUUUUCGUGGGUAGGAUGAAUUCAGUCUCUGAGUGCGUGGAUUACCUCAGGGACUCGGCACUAUGCUUAUGCCAAAUUACUGUGUUCAGGUGGUUCCUGUUAACCUGCAAUAAGGUUUCGCCAAAUCUCUACUGUGUAUACCUCACAGUUAAUCGUUGUAGAAUGUGAUUCAGGGUUUCACUUAUUUCUAGCUAAUGACAAUGCACAUUAAGAAGCUUUUUAACUAACACGCAUACUUUCUAAACUUUUGUUAUUUAUUGUGCCACUAGUGGAUGGCACUCAACUUGAAGCUGAUACGUUAUAUAUUUUACCAGUGGUUGCUGUAUAGUGUAAACAAAAUAGUUUUAAACUCUCGCGAUGAUGUAUUAUGCACCUUUUUUUCUUUUUGGAUUUUUGCUUAAUUUUUUAUGGCAAGUAGCUCUCUGAUAUGCAAAGCAAUGCAGCAAGACUCUUUAUGCAAAACGUUUAACUCACAAAGUGCUGAUAUUAUGAUGAUUUAUGGUGUAUUUAUUGCAGACUUUGCAUUUUUUCUUCGUGCCUAAGCAGUGUUGUGCCUUUCUUCACAUUACUGAAGAAUAAACGUCAUUCCUCAAAUA
Molecule: messenger RNA, 1969 nt
Organism: Betta splendens (Siamese fighting fish)
Lineage: Eukaryota; Metazoa; Chordata; Actinopteri; Anabantiformes; Osphronemidae
Product: protein BTG4
Exons: 5
Coding region: 284-1096 (270 amino acids)
Biological process (GO): negative regulation of cell population proliferation; negative regulation of mitotic cell cycle
Cellular component (GO): cytoplasm; nucleus
Source: RefSeq, a predicted model, not a curated record